AUUUCCAAUACCAACUAUGGCGCCUAAUUCAGCGGGGAAUAUCUCGUUUAUUUCUACUUUAUCUGCGGUUUCUUUACCAGUUAGGGAUAUAUGUGCUCCCGUGUCCAAUAGGCAGAAUAUUUCUUUUCCAUUUAUUUUAGCUUUUAUUCUAAACCAUUCAUCGCAUAUAUUAUCAUAUCCGGCUGCGAUUUCUGCAACAUUAAUUUCUUUCUCUGGCUCAGGCUUUUUAAUUUUUCGCAGGUUUCUAAUUAUUGUAAAUAGAAUUAGCUUUAUGAAAAACAGUAGUAGAAAUAGUAUAGUACUGGUACAUAGUAGAUAA
Molecule: messenger RNA, 319 nt
Organism: Meloidogyne enterolobii
Lineage: Eukaryota; Metazoa; Nematoda; Chromadorea; Rhabditida; Meloidogynidae
Source: the annotation of a GenBank genome assembly